CACACAGAACAUCGCAGGAGAGAAAAAAAGGCAAAAAGACCAAACAGAGAAGAAGAUCCGAAAUAAAACUUCCUCUGAAAAUAUCUCACAUUCUUAGCAAAGAGAAAAAAAAAAGGAAGAAACUUUCGAAUCUGUCUUUGUUUGUUGUUUGAUCAUCGUGAUCGUCGUCGUCCUUCAUUGUCCUUUUCUUACAUGCGACCCAUGUCAGAUAACACUCACCAUGUUCAGAGCUCUACUGGUUCGAUUCGAUCUUCCCAAAAACUCGAAGAUGCUUUUAGGAAGAUGAAAGUUGAUGAUGGAAACGGAGUGGCGCAAUCUGAUGCGUAUCCAGAUCGUCCUGGUGAAAGAGAUUGCGAGUUCUAUCUGAGAACUGGUCUUUGUGGCUAUGGAAGCACUUGCCGUUACAAUCAUCCUACUAACCUUCCACAGGGUAUUUACUACAAUGAAGAGCUCCCGGAGAGGCUUGGCCAGCCGGAUUGUGAGUAUUAUCUCAAGACAGGAGCUUGUAAGUACGGUUCAACUUGUAAGUACCAUCACCCAAAGGACAGGAAUGGAGCAGAACCUAUAUUGUUCAAUGUUCUCAAUUUACCUAUGCGUCAGGGUGAGAAGCCAUGUCAGUAUUACUUGCGAACGGGAACCUGCAGAUUCGGAGUUGCUUGCAAAUUCCACCAUCCACAACCUGAUAAUGGACACUCAACUGCUCCCUAUGGGAUGUCCACCUUUCCUUCUGCAGGUUUACAUCAUGCUGGUGGUGGAUUAACAAUGAUGCCUACAUAUGGAACUUUGCCUCGUCCGCAGCUUCCUCAGUCCUAUGUUCCCGUCAUGGUUUCACCCUCUCAAGGCUUCUUGCCUCCUCAGAGCUGGGCCACUUACAUGGGUGGAUCUAACUCCAUGUAUGGUGUGAAGAAUCAAGCUUAUUACUCUGGUUCUAGUGCACCAAUGCCCAUGGCUGUGACAUUGAAUGGUGAUUUGUCUGAAAGAUCCGAACAACAAGAACAAUGCCGGUUUUUCAUGAACACUGGGACAUGUAAAUAUGGAGAUUACUGCAAAUACACUCACGUUGGAGUAAGAGUUUCACCACCACCACCACCACCACCAAGUUUCAUAAACCCUUUUGUUCUCCCAGUGAGACCUGGACAACCAGCUUGUGGUAGCUUCAAGUCUUAUGGAUUCUGCAAGUUUGGACCAAACUGCAAUUUCGACCACUCAGUGCUGCCAUAUCCAGCGGCCUUGCCCAUGCCUUCUUUGUCUCUGCCUAGUCAUUAUCCUUCACAUGUUUCAUCGAAUUAUCAGAGGAUCUCACCAUCGCCAAGCCGCUCUGAUUCAAAGGCUAGGCAUAAUGAUGUGAAGAAGGAAAUGUCUGGGACUGAGAAACCGGACGAUGGUUCAAAACAAGUGCAGGAUUUGUCAUCGCCACGAUCAUGAUUCAUGAUCACGGCUACGAGAAUCAUCAGCUAUAUGGCUGAAACUCCCCCACUCAACUUCUAAAGAUCUCAAUGAUCUCUCUAUACUCUUUUUUGUUGUUAUUAUUUUUGUGGAAGAGGAGUGGUGGUGAAAGUGUUUCUCUUUUUUUGUUGGGUUUUUCUUUUGGAGAUUGCCAUGGAUGAAAACAGCAUAGGACGAAACUUUUAUGUCGCAUGUAUAUUGAAGCCUUUGAGGAA
This is a messenger RNA of Eruca vesicaria subsp. sativa (arugula), 1661 nucleotides long. NCBI's taxonomy places the organism in Eukaryota, Viridiplantae, Streptophyta, Magnoliopsida, Brassicales, Brassicaceae. The record is from the annotation of a GenBank genome assembly.